Messenger RNA from Guillardia theta CCMP2712, 1161 nucleotides. RefSeq lists its product as hypothetical. The coding region runs from base 1 to 1161 and encodes 386 amino acids. The record is from RefSeq and is a predicted model, not a curated record. Lineage: Eukaryota; Cryptophyceae; Pyrenomonadales; Geminigeraceae. Gene Ontology annotation, molecular function: oxidoreductase activity. The transcript is spliced from 16 exons.
AUGACCCUUGCUCUUCCGCGUAUGGAGCCGCUCCCUCCCUUGGACGGACAACUUCCCGACUGCCCGGUCACCAUCUGGAACUCGGAGAACAUCGACAUUGCUGCUGAGCAGCGACGCUACAAAGAGGAGGGCAUUCCCGAAUCUCUCUUGGAGAUCGUAGCUGACAGCGAAAUCAACGCUCAAGGGCUGGCUUACUUCGAGCAAAACAAGGAGAUGAUCAUGAACCACUUGAAGCAGAAUGGUGCUGUCAUCUUCAAGAACUUUGACAUCAGCAAGACUCCCGAAGGAUUCCGCAGGGUCUGGGAAACCCUUGACAUGGCGCCGUGCCUUGACCCGAUCCACAACUCUGGACUUCGCUCAUUCCUCUCAUCCAGGGACGGAGUUUACGAGGAGGUGAACAAGAAGUCGCUCGCCAAGCACUACAUUGGUCUCCACAACGAGUCCACCUUCAAGAAGACUGCCACCUUCGGAGCUUUCGUUUGCUUCAGCCCAGCCAGUGAGAGUGGAGGAGAAUUCUUCAUUGCCGAUGGAGCUAAGAUCUUCCGUGAUCUCAGAACCGAGGUGCUCGAGUCUCUCUACAACAAGGGAGUGCGCAUCUCCGUGUCAAACUUGGACCUUGACUUCCUUGGAGCCCUUGGCCCUCUCAAGGAGCCUGCCAUGAACUUCUUCAAGGGAUUGAUUGGCUCCACUGUCGCCCCCAAGUUCGACAUGGACCUUGACAUGAUCUACGGAGCUGAUGGCAAGCCCCAGCGUCUCCAGGCCAUCGAGCACCGCCAGUCCCCCAUCAACAGACACCCCGAGACUGGCAAGCCCGUUUGGUUCUGCAACAUCCACAACCAUGCCAGAUACCUCCGCGACAAGCGCCCAUGCAGCGUGCCCGAGGUCGGCAUGACAGACGUCUACUACGGUGACCUCUCGCACAUCCCCAACGAGUAUGUGGAUCACAUCAACGAGGUUUCGGAGAAGCACAUCCAGAAUCUCGCCAUGCAGAGCGGUGACGUGCUCCUUAUCGACAACUACCGCAUGCUCCACGGCCGCCAGACCUUCGCGGGUGAUCGCCUCCAUGCGGUUUCUUGGUUCCGCAAGGGUGACGAGGCUGUCACUCCUCAAGGCAAGCCCGGCAACUUGCUCAACUCGGCUGUCAACUCUUUGAUCAAGUAA